AUGGAUCCGUACAAAGUUCUCGGAGUCCCGGCGAGCCAGGUAAAGCACCCGAGCGACAUAGACAAGGUACGGCAGCGGGCCAAGAAGCUGUACAAGAGGUUUGCCGCAGAGAAGAACAAGUUCCAAGCCAAGAAAGUCAUGGAGGCUUUCGAGAUGGUCCAGCGGAACAUGAAGAAGAUAGGCGAAGGCGCCUACAAGCUCUUAGGCAGAGGACGCAAAGAGCGCGAGUUGGAUAGACACUUCAACCAUCAGACAAAGGAAAUCAAGAAAGACCGACGUGUGAAGCGGCAUUUGACAAAGGCUAGAAGAGGCGAAGUGCACGGCGAGAAGCGCAUGCAUCUGCCUGGGGAUAAGGAGCGGAUUCCCACCUUCCGACGAAGCAAAAGAAGAAGAAGGCACAAGAUGUCGAAGAUCAAGAAGCCCAAUGUGGAUGUUCUGCAAGGCCUUGAGCGGCUCGCAGCAGUUCUCCCACAGCGGACGAAGUUUCCGAAGGUCGUCAAGCUGCUUUACCGGUGGACCAAGGAGUACAUGAACGUGGAUAAUCGCGAGUACAUCUUCCGGGUGCUCAACGAUGUGACUAAGCUGCCUUUCCUCGCCGAGGAUUCGGAAGGUCGACAGGACGUCAUCUGCGUUUUCGAGUAUGUUCUCUCCUACAACUCGCUGUGGUUCCAGGAGGAUGAGAAGCGCCAAAUGCUGGGGCGAGCCUGGCAACUGGCGACUGUGACUUUCUGCCAAUGUUACACAGACGACGCCUUUACGUUGUCCAGCACCAUUGCCAAGCUCAACGAGGCUUUUGCACUCAUCGAGAAGUCGAAGCCGGAUAUCGAUGCCUACCUGGAAGAGAAGCAGAAAAGAGCAGCCAAGCACGAAGCCAAGGUGGAGGCCUCCAAGCUGGAAGCCAAGAUGGAAGCCAAGCUCGAGGUGGAGCUCCUGGAUCCCGAGUCGGACCCAACGCAGGAGAAGAUCGAAGCGAAGGAGGAAGAUGACAAGCAGGUAAAUGGAAAGAAAGCCAAGUUGGCGCUGCCCGUGGAGCCUGCACCGGCGUUGUCGAACGGCAAGCAUCAGCCGGUGGACCCCAAGCAGGAGGAUGGCAGCGACCACGAGGACUUCUUCGGUGCUGGUGCAGCUGGGGCAGACGACGAUGACGAAACCUCCGAGGAGGAAGAAUGCAGCGACGACGAAGAGCUCAGCGAUGAGGAGAAGGAGCCCAAGUCCAAGGCGAAAUGCAUAGACCUUGACAGCGACGCCGAAGGUGGCGAGAUCAGCUCCGAAGCGGAGGAGUCCUCGAUCGACGUGGAUGAGAUCGAGAGCUCAAGCGAAGCAGAGGAGAUGUCUGCCUUCGUGUUUCCGGUGCCCUGCACAGAGGAGAGCUUGAUCACGAUUCGCAAAGACUUCGUCGAGCGCUGCCUUUUCACACUCUUCAAGAACAGAGGUCCUCUGUGGGCUCGGAACAAGGUUGAUACGUUCUUCCAGGAGAUCUUUUACCGUCGGGCCUGUCUGGACAAGGAGCAGCAGACCCAGGUUGAAGCCUGGCAGUCACGGAUCAAAGUGCUCCAAAAGGAGAGCGAGCACAAAAUUGGCGAAGCCAACAACAUCCUCGAGUCCGGGAGGCCGGUGGUGGACAGCCGCGAGAUGCGGCAAGUCGUGGAUGCGGACUCAAACAAUUGGGCCUCGAAGCAGACAUUCGACUCCCGGGAAAAGUCGGGAGCACGACACGUUAUCAGAUAA
Molecule: messenger RNA, 1728 nt
Organism: Symbiodinium sp. CCMP2592
Lineage: Eukaryota; Dinophyceae; Suessiales; Symbiodiniaceae
Source: the annotation of a GenBank genome assembly